Messenger RNA from Cavenderia fasciculata, 2823 nucleotides. RefSeq lists its product as uncharacterized. The record is from RefSeq and is a predicted model, not a curated record. Bases 1 to 2823 code for a protein of 940 amino acids. The transcript has 3 exons. Gene Ontology annotation, molecular function: protein binding. Lineage: Eukaryota; Evosea; Eumycetozoa; Acytosteliales; Cavenderiaceae.
AUGGGUGAUUUCGAACCUCAAAAGAAUAACUCUACCAGUAGUAGUAAUAACAAGAGUAAAAUAUCGAUAUUAUUGGAUGGAGAUGAUGAUACAUACGAACCACCAUCGAUGGUGGUCAUGGGUAACAACAAUAACAAUAACAACAACAAACAACAAUCACCAGACAUUACAUUUGUUACAAAGCCAAAUAACAAGACAAAGAUGAUACAUUUGGAAUCUGAUUCUCCACCACAACCACCAUCGACCAUGUCACCUUCGUUUGGACUAGUUUCGCCGGGUUCACGUAGCCCAUUUAAUACAUGGGGUCCUACCAUUCAACUACCUCCACUUAAUUUUGGUAAAAAAUCCAUUGAUGGAGUUGGAGUUGGCGUUGGAUCAUCUCCACAUCCACAUCAACAGAUUGUUGUACCACCCAGCAACCAAAUGUCACCAACCUCUUCACCGAGAUAUGGGAUCAAACCAUCACCACUCUCAUCCAUACCUCCUCCAUCCACUCAUCAUAUGCACCAGUCUGUGCCAAUGGGGACAUCGUCGCCAAUACACUCUCCUCGAAACAAUCUCACAUCCAACAACAACAACUCGACGAUGUUCUCUUCUCCACACACCCAAUCACCAUCAUCGAUGCGGUCUCAGAGAAGCGACUCACCACUCCCCAACAACCAUCACCCCCAACACCACCAUAUCAUUGUCGAUGUCGACAAAAAGCAAUCACCUCGUGGCAGUUCCGCAAACUAUCACUUUAAACCUAUCCAACAACAGCAGCAACAAUCACAAUCACAAUCACAAUCACAACCACAACCAUCUAAUAAUAAUCACCAUUCAACGAUAGCAUCUAUAUCGUCUAUAACAUCGUCGUCGUCGGUUGACCCAAUAUCGAUGACAUCAUCACCAGCCUUUGAAUCAAGGGGUGCCUUUUCAACACCCUUUUCAUCGUCACCUAUCAUUGAACCACACCCACAAUACUCGCCUAUCCGAUCAAGAGGUGGUCAUCCAUCGACAUCUGCCUCAUCCAAACCACGAGCACCUAGUUAUCAACUCGAUUCACCACUUUUAUCGCCAAGUACUCCUACCUCACAUUCUAUCAAUGGUGGUGGCGGAAGAUCAUCGCAGAAUCUUCCACAACUCCAACACUUGAUGGUCAGCAGACCUCAAGGAGUCGAUUCUUCUCCAUUACUAUUAUCAACUACAUCCAACAACAACAACUCCUCACCCUCUUUAAACAUGCAAACCUCAUCACCAUCCUUGCAUAGUAGCCCUUCUCACUCAUCAUCAUUACAUUCAAAUAAUAAUAAUAAUCAUUACCAUCCAUACGGUCACCCUCCUUCUCAUCAUCAACAUCAUCAAUCUCAACAACAUCAACAAUCUCAACAACAACAACAACAUCAUCACCAUCUAUCCCAACAACAACAACAUUAUCAACAAUCUCAACAACAUAUACAAUCGCAAUCACCACAAUCACAAUUGUCACCACAAUCACCAGCAGCACAAGUGAAUCAAAAUGGGCCAAGUGUAAAGUAUCGGACCAAUUCACAAUUACAGUUUGAAGGACACCAUAGUGUUGUUGAAAAUAGUAUAUUUGAUAUGACAGUACCAAUACUAAAGGCUGCCUAUGAUAACCAUACCCCAAGUGUAAAAUCGCGUCUACAACAAAACAGUAACGAAGUAAAUUAUCAGUGUAAAUUAAAUGGUUGGACUCCUUUAAUGUUGGCUUGUCAAGGUGCCCAUUAUGAUGUUGUUGACUUUUUAUUAACGAAUCAAAAUAUAGAUGUUGAUAUUCAAAAUAGAAUUGGUGAUACUAGUUUAAUGAUUGCUUGUAAUAACUCUUAUGCAGGAGUUGUUGAACGUCUAUUACAAAAGGGUGCCAAUCCCAACAUACCAAACCAACUUGGUACCACUCCACUUAUGAUUUCCUGUGCACUUGGCGACCGAUCAAUCGUCUUGAUGCUCUUAAACUAUAAAGCAAGUGUAUUGGAUCUUGAUCACAGAGGUUUCUCUGCUUUAAUGUAUACUCAGGUUUAUGGUUAUAAAGUUAUUGUUGGUAAUGAAAUAAGAUCAGGAUUUAAUGGAGAAAUUGUAACUGGAGAUUUAUUAAAUCAAAGAAGAUCAAUACUACAAAUACUGUUGAAUCAUGGUGCAAGGAUAGACACUGCUAGUAAGGAAGACUGGACACCUUUGAAACUGGCAAUCAAACAUGGUCCACUAGACUUUGUAGAGUAUCUCAUUGACAUGGAUGAAACACUCGUUAAAAAGGUGGAUUCUGAUCGACUGGGUUGGAGUUGUCUCAAUCUAGCUAUUCGAUACUCACCGGUUGAAGUCAUUGACUUGUUACUCAAACGUGGCUGUUCUACCCGUCACUGUGUCAAUUCGACGUCGCCUUUGUUGUUGGCCAUCCAAUACAGAAAUGUUGAUGUCGUAAGUCGUCUGCUGCACCACAAGGUUCUCAAUGACAAUGACUCGAUCUAUCCACUCUCCAAACUAGUCGAAUUCUCCGUAGAGAAUAACAAAAUGGAAUUAGCUCGUUAUCUUGCCCAACAAUCUAAUAAUCAAAAUAAUCAAAAUAGUCAAAAUAACCAUAACAAUAAUAAUGGUUAUUAUUCAUAUCACCAAUCACCACAACAACCAUCACAACAACAACAACAACAACAACAACAACAAUCUCAUCAUCAACAACAACAACAUCACCAAUCACCGCAACAACCAUAUCAACCACCACAUCAACAACUUCACCAACAACAACAACAACAAUUAUCCUCCAAUAACAACCCUCCAUCUCAACUUCAACACCACCAUCACAACAAUCCAAAAAAUAAAUUAAUACUAUAA